This is a messenger RNA of Iphiclides podalirius (scarce swallowtail), 7332 nucleotides long. The record is from the annotation of a GenBank genome assembly. NCBI's taxonomy places the organism in Eukaryota, Metazoa, Arthropoda, Insecta, Lepidoptera, Papilionidae.
AUGCGCCCCCAAAGAUAUUUCCGCCAAGGGUUGUACAUUACUAUCUGCUACAAGAUGGCGGAAGUAGACCCGGAAACCUUGUUGGAAUGGUUGCUUACUGGGCAAGGCGAUGAACGGGAUAUGCAACUUAUUGCUUUAGAACAACUAUGUAUGCUCCUGUUAAUGUCAGAUAAUGUCGAUAGAUGUUUUGAGAGCUGUCCUCCUCGAACAUUUCUCCCAGCCCUUUGCAAAAUAUUCCUGGAUGAAUGCGCUCCAGAUAAUGUUUUGGAAGUCACAGCAAGAGCCAUAACAUAUUACCUAGAUGUUUCAGCUGAAUGUACUAGACGCAUUGUAGCUAUUGAAGGUGCUAUUAAGGCUAUCUGUAGUAGGUUACUUACAGUUGAUCCAAAUAACCGCACUAGUAAAGAUCUUGCUGAACAGUGCAUCAAAGUAUUAGAAUUAGUGUGUACUCGAGAGGCAGGUGCAGUCUGGGAAGGUGGCGGUCUACCAGCUGUAUUGCAUUUUAUCACACAUUAUGGCACAUCUGUGCAUAAAGACACACUCCACUCAGCUAUGGCAGUUGUUUCAAGGGUUUGUGGUAAAAUGGAACCAGGAGAUGAGCGUGUAGGAGAUGCUGUAUCCUCACUAUCAACUCUUUUGAGACAUAGUGAUGCCAGAGUUGCUGAUGCUGCAUUACGAUGCUUUGCGUCCCUUGCGGAUAGAUUUGCCCGAGCACAUGCUGAUCCAGCUCCACUUGCUGAGCAUGGUCUCAUAGAGGAAUUAGUACGAAGACUCGGUAGCACUGAAAGCACUGAAGAUAAGUGCCUUGUCCCUUCUGUGUCUACAACUGUUAGCCUUCUGUCCACCUUGUGUCGCGGCUCAGCACAGAUAACUCAUGACUUGGUUCGCUUGGACCUCUGCUCGGCAAUUGAGGCAGCAGUUCAGGCUGAUGAGCGGUGGUGCUUAGAGUGCAUGCGUCUAGUUGAUUUACUGCUUGUUCUCCUGUGUGAAGGGAGACAUGCUAUACAAACUGUAAGCAGCCGCAACGGGAACUCCGUGACGGGCUCGAGCAGCGGGGCCAGCGGGGAGGGCUCGAGCGGUGGGGGCGGCGUGAGCAGCGGGACUAGAGGCGACAAGUCACACCGGCAGCUGAUCGACUGCAUCCGCGGGAAGGACACGGACGCCCUGCUAUCGGCAGUCUCCAGCGGCGCGGUGGAUGUCAACUUCACGGACGACGUCGGCCAGACGCUGCUGAACUGGGCGGCUGCCUUCGGCACGCGCGAGAUGGUGGAGUUCCUAUGCGAGAAAGGCGCGGACGUCAACCGUGGUCAACGUAGCUCGUCUUUGCACUACGCUGCGUGCUUUGGGCGUCCGGCAAUCGCCAAGGUCUUGCUUCGCUACGGUGCCAAUGCAGAUUUGCGCGACGAAGAUGGCAAAACUCCGCUGGAUAAAGCGAGAGAGAGACAUGAUCAAGGUCACAGAGAAGUAGCAGCCAUACUGCAGUGCCCAGGCGAGUGGCUCGUAGUCAGUAAUCAUGACUCGCCGGCUUCUUUAAAUGAAGAGGACUUCCCAGAAACUGGUGAUAAAGAGAUGGCUGCAAUUUAUUUAGAGCGGCUGGUGCCCGUGUUUUGCGCGCGCUACCUGGGCGCAGGCAGUGCGGGUGUACGUCGCGCUUGUCUUUCUUUGGUACGCAAGAUGGUGCACUACGCGCCCGCCACGCUGCUGCGGUCGCUCUCCACUCCGCGUGCGGCCGCUCUCCUCACGCACCUCAUAGCCAACGUACUCGACAAUCAGGAUGAUGAUGAUGGACACCUGAUCGUAUUGGGCAUCGCCGAGGAGUUGAUGGUGAAGGCGGCCGACAUCUACUUGGAGCAGUUCGCGCGUCUUGGAGUCUUUAGUAAAGUUGAGUCAUUGGCCGCUGUACCAGCGCAUCAACUCUCCCCCGACGGUGAAACUAUAGCUGCAGGCACCGGUGAGGACGCGUCGUGCCUGUCGAGCGGCGUGGCGUACAGCUGGGGCGAGUGGUCGCUGUGCCGCGGGCGGGACGCGCUCUACGCUUGGAGCGACGCGGCCGCCUUGGAGCUGAGCACCGGCAGCAACGGCUGGUUCCGCUUCCUGCUCGACGGCAAGCUCGCCACCAUGUACUCCAGCGGCAGCCCCGAGCACCAGACCGACAACACGGAGAAUCGUGGAGAAUUCAUUGACAAACUGCAGAGAGCCAGGGCAUCAGUGAAGAAUUCAGUGCCUCAACCUAUCCUCUCUAAACCAGGACCUGCCAAACUCAUCCUUGGAAACUGGAUAUUAUCUUGUAAAAAGGAGAAGGAACUACUUAUCCAUAAUACGGAUGGCCAACAACAGACAACCAUACUUCGGGAAGAUUUGCCAGGAUUUAUUUUUGAGUCCAAUAGAGGAACGAAACACUCUUUUACAGCUGAAACAUUUUUAGGUCCAGAAUUAGCUAGCGGCUGGGUAGAUCGAAGACCAGCAGUUGUAAACAAUGGGAAUAACAGCCAAAACCGAUCUCGGAUCUCAGCGAAAACGGAAGCGCAAAAAACACAAGUGGCGGAACGGGCGCGUGCGUUGUACGCGCGCCACCUUUGCAGUGCAGCCACACGCCAGCCUCGCCCACCUGUAGCGCGUCUUCGUGCGCUUCUCGCUCAGCUGCAACGUCUCGCCGAGCAGCCGACCGGUGAUUGGCAGAAGCAACUGAAGGAGUCAUUGGAUCAACUGACAGAGCUUCUUUGUGGUGAUGAACUGCUCUCAGCUUACGAGUUGCAAUCUUCGGGGCUAGCACCGUCUUUGCUGCAAGUCCUUUCGCCACAACCAAAUGAGUCGGCCGGGCAGACCGCCGAGCGGGAGCGGAUCGUGCACGAGUGGGUGAGCGGCGCCGAGUGGCGGGCGGGCGAGGCGCUCGCCGCGCGGCUCGUCGCCGUGCUCGAGAGCGUCGAGCGGCUGCCGGUGCUCGCGCCGGCGGCGGACGCGCCCGCACCCGCCGCCGGCUCGCUGCACCACCUCGCCAAGCGCAUCAGACUGCGCGUUGAGCGCGCCACGGACGAUACAACGGAGGACGGUGGCACAAGCAGCAGCAACAACGCCGGCCGCAACCUGAAGGUGGAAGCCCUAACCACCGUGCGCCAACUCGAAAAGUUCCUCGCAAAGUCCGUCGCGCGCCAGUGGUACGACAUGGACCGGUCCACAUUCACCUUCGUCCAGAAGAUCAAGGCCGAAGCCCCUAUCACCUUCACCUACGAUCACGACUUUGAUGAAAAUGGUGUGCUAUACUUCAUCGGUAGCAACGCCGGCACCAGUGAGUGGGUGAAUCCUGGCGCUCACGGCUUAGUUAGUGUUUGGUCUUCCGAUGGCCGACAGUUACCGUACGGACGCGCCGAAGACGCCCUCUCCAGGUCGCCCGAGCCAUUGAAUGUCCACACGAAUGAUGACAGAAGGGCCUUUAUAGCGCUGGACCUCGGAUUGCAUAUUGUACCUUCAGCUUACACCUUGCGUCAUGCUCGAGGAUAUGGACGAUCGGCUCUUAGAAAUUGGUUGUUCCAAAUGUCGAUGGACGGCGUGGCGUGGAGCACCUUGGCGGCGCAUAGCGACGAGCAGGCGCUGCAGGAGCCCGGCAGCACGGCCACGUGGAGGCUGCGCGCCGACGCCGCCUACCGCUACUUGCGCGUGCAGCAGAACGGCAAGAACGCCAGCGGCCAGAGCCACUACCUUUCCCUCUCCGGCCUCGAGCUCUACGGAAAGGUGGUGAGCGUGGUCGAGAGUCCGCCGCGGCAGUGCGGCAGCGGGGCCAGCUCGGGCGCCGCCACGGGGCCGGCGGUGGGCGGCGGGGGCGGGGGCGGGGGCGGCGGCAGCGCCAGGUCCCGCCGCUGGUCGCGCUGCACGCGCGGCCUCUGCGUGGGCGCGAGGGUGCUCCGUGGCACCGACUGGAAGUGGCGUGACCAGGACGGCACCUCGCACCCGGCGAUGGGCACCGUCACGUCCGAACUGCACAACGGAUGGGUCGAUGUCAGGUGGGAUCACGGCGGGCGCAACUCGUAUCGGAUGGGCGCGGAGGGCAAGUUCGACCUGAAAGUGGUGAGCGGGGGGGCGAGCGGCGCGGGCGCGGGGGGCAGCGAGUCCCGGGCCAGCCGCAAGAGCCACUCCACGCCCAGCCUGCCCGACGCCACCGCCGUCGACCACCAGGUGUCGGUAGCGUCAACUGAACAAGCGUCGUCGGCAGAUAAUAUAUCUGGCGAGGAAAUGUCGAGUAACAUGUCGCGGCCACGAAUGCACGCCACAGAAGAUGUAUCCGCUAUCAACAACUCUUCCCACCAUAUUAAUACAGAUCUCGCAACCAUUGUGGAGUCAUUGACUCUUGGAGCCGAAGGUAACAACUGCUUAGCAGACUUAGGAGGCGCAUCAUUUACGAAUAUGGAGAUGGGACCGACCAGCAUCACAGACAUAACAAAACCGUAUCCCGCAAAGGAACCACUUCCAGAAGCUAAUACACAAGAGGAGGGCGAGGCGCGUGGCAACGACAGCGAUGCGAUGAGGAACAGCGCCAACGCUCUGCUGUCGAGCGAGCUGCUCGCCCUGCCCGCUUCGCUGCUGCACACGCUGCGAAACAACGCCAACCGCUUGCAUAUCCAGUGCGAGGACAGUGAAAGUAAUGAAGGUCAAUAUAGUGAUCACAAGAAGGACAAUCAAGCUGGUGGCACCGGUGCCAUGAGCGCAAGUGAACCUGAUCUGACGCAGCAGAGUUGUGUGCUUGGCGCGGCGCGACUUCUCGAGUCGCUAGGAGUGGGCCGCGGCUCCGCUGUGCGAUCGGCUGCGCCACAACGCAGCUCGCGCCCUAACCACACCGCCAGCCUCUUCCCUAGCCUGGUCCGACUGGCGCUGUCUAGUAACUUUCCUGGAGGCUUGCUGUCUGCUGCUCAAAGUUACCCAUCGCUGGCUCCAAAUGCGCAAAAUGCACUUACUUUGUCUUUGACCUCAACCUCGAGUGAAAGCGAACAGGUUUCCUUGGAAGAUUUCCUAGAAUCUUGUAGAGCACCAGCAUUGUUAACUGAACUAGACGACGAUGACGAAGGAGAUGACGUCCUCGAUAGCGAUAAGGAAAAUGAUCCUACUUAUCAAGAGGUUUCCCGCAAUCUGCUGUCCCUGAUGGAGGAGGAGGCGUUGGAGGUGGUGCGGUGCAGCGGAGGUGGUGGUGGAGCUGGUGGCGCUGGACCUCGUUCCCGCAAGCCCUGGGACGACGAUUUUGUGCUCAAACGCCAGUUCUCUGCGCUCAUACCCGCCUUCGACCCGCGCCCCGGAAGGACCAACCUCAACCAGACCGUUGAUCUCGACAUCCCACUGAAUGAGGACUCGGACGUCGAAGACAGCUCUGAGGAGACGAACGGCAACAUAGUGACGGAGAGCACUAGUGUUGCCGCGCGGCUCCCCUCACUGCGGCUCGUGCUGAGCUCGGGCGGGGUGUCGCUGCCACUGGAGCGCGCCUCCUGGACCCUGUACCGGGCCGUGCUCGCGCUUAACGCCAAGCUGCCGCCGCACGACACGCACAGGGACGCCACUUACACGUUGACGUAUAAGGAAAUCGACGGUAUGGAAACAUUUGCAUCGUCCAGCGAUAGUGAGGAUGAUGAGCCUUGUGAUCCAGAGCGCGGCGUGGCGGGCUGCGAUGGGCCCGAGGGCGCCAUGGUGACGUGCUGCGUGCGCGUGCUGCGGCGGCUGCGCGCGGCCGCGCCGGACCUGCCGCCCCACGCAUUCCUCUCCACCAAGCUCACCAACAAGCUGCACCAGCAGCUGCAGGACCCGCUCACGCUCGCCGCCGGCGCCGCCCCGCACUGGUGUCAACAACUAAACAACUGGUGCCCAUUCUUGUUCCCGUUGGAGACGAGGCAAAUGUUUUUCGCUUGCACAGCUUUCGGUACUUCGCGUACUAUAGUUUGGCUGCAGGCGCAGCGUGACCGGGCAUUGGACAGGCAAAGAGCGGGUAACACUGUGUCCCCUCGGCGUGCCGAGAUAGAGGCAACGGAGUUUCGCACAGGUCGUCUACGACAUGAACGAGUUCGAAUCCCGCGCCAGCCCAACUUGCUACGCUCUGCUAUGCAGGUGAUGCGCGUGCACGCUGGCCGCAAGUCGGUGCUCGAGGUGGAGUUCGCCGGCGAGGAGGGCACCGGGCUUGGGCCCACGCUGGAGUUCUACGCGCUGGUGGCGGCCGAGCUGCAGCGCGCCGACCUCUCGAUGUGGCUGCACGACCCGCCGCAGCUCGACCACGUCGACCACGACGACCACGUCGACCACGACGACCACGACCACGACCCCGUAACCGAACACCACGCCGUGGACCACUCUGAACACUUACACCACCUCUCGCUACUCGACGAGAAACCUCCUGGAUAUUACGUUACUCGUGUUGGCGGGCUGUUUCCAGCCCCACUUCCUCAAGAUUCUCCUAUCUGUGAUAAAGUUUGCAAAUAUUUUUGGUUCCUAGGAGUAUUUCUAGCUAAAGUGUUGCAAGACGGGCGGCUCGUUGAUUUGCCUUUAUCGGAGCCCUUCUUACGUCUUAUGUGUGGUGAAGAACUAACAACAGAACACCUAGAGGAGAUAGAUCCUAUAAGAUAUAGGUUCCUGGCGAGUGUGACGUCGGCGGCGGACGAGUACGACGCGGUGAUGUCCGAUCCGUCGCUGACGGAGGGCGAGCGGGAGAGGCGAGUGGGCGAGAUCACCGUGGAGGGCGCCACUUUCGAGCAGCUGGCGCUCACCAUGAGCCACGUGGCAUCUCACCCGGACCCCGCCGUCGCCCUGCAGCCGCUCUGCGACGGCGGCGAGCACGUCGAGGUGGGGCCGUGGAACGCGCGCGCGUACGCGUCCGCGUCGGCGCGCUGGGCGGUGGCGGGCGGCGUGCGGCGGCAGGCGGGCGCGUUCCGCGCGGGCUUCGGCGCUGUGUUCCCGCCGCGGCGGCUGCGCGCCUUCUCGCCCGCCGAGCUGCGGCUGCUGCUGUGCGGCGAGCGCGGCGCCGACUGGACGCGCGACCACCUGCUGCAGUACACCGAGCCCAAGCUGGGCUAUACGCGGGACAGUCCCGGCUUCCUGCGCUUGGUGGAGGUGCUGGUGGAGAUGUCGGUGCGCGAGCGCAAGGCGUUCCUGCAGUUCGCCACGGGCUGCAGCAGCCUGCCCCCCGGCGGCCUCGCCAACCUGCACCCGCGCCUCACCGUGGUGCGCAAGGUCGACGCGGGCGAUGGCUCCUAUCCGUCGGUGAACACUUGCGUGCACUACCUGAAGCUGCCAGAGUACUCGUGCAAAGAGGUGCUCCGCGAGAGGCUGCUGGCCGCGACCAACGAACGCGGUUUCCAUCUCAAC